Cottoperca gobio is the source of this 6036-nucleotide messenger RNA. It is a transcript of the gene jag2b, whose product is annotated as jagged canonical Notch ligand 2b. NCBI's taxonomy places the organism in Eukaryota, Metazoa, Chordata, Actinopteri, Perciformes, Bovichtidae. Gene Ontology annotation, biological process: Notch signaling pathway; cell communication; multicellular organism development. Gene Ontology annotation, molecular function: Notch binding; calcium ion binding. The record is from RefSeq and is a predicted model, not a curated record. Gene Ontology annotation, cellular component: membrane.
GGAGCUGCCAAUCAAAGCAGACAUCCUCUCCUCAGGCUGUGGCUACGAAACAUCUCAGUUGCUGUGUGGAGAGAUUUGACGGAGGGACACUCCUGUACAUGGACCAUCACUGCGCUGCAAUCCGCCUGCCUGCUCACACACACACACGCAUGUAAUGCCUCGGUGAAAUCUGGACGUACACGGUGGAGAAAAUACGCAUGUGAAUAUUUAAUUUUUGCAUGUCAGGAGAGGAGGAACUAGUCGCCGGGUCCGCGGUCUUUUCUUAUCGCUUCCCCCCCCCCUAUGUCACUCUAAUUAAUCGGAGGCAUGUUGAAUCGCACCAGGAUUAGGAAUUGCUUCCCAAUAGUGUGCCUGCUGUUGACGUUAUGGACGGAGGUGUCCCAGUCAACUGGCUAUUUCGAGCUGCAGCUGAUCUCCGUGGAGAAUGUAAACGGCGAGUUGGCGGACGGGGAGUGCUGCGACGGCUCCAAGAGAUCCCAGGACCUGCGCUGCACUGGAGACGAGUGCGACACUUACUUCAAAAUCUGCCUGAAGGAGUACCAGGUGGCGGUCACCACCGACAAGUGCACGUUCGGAUCUGGAUCUACGCAAGUUCUCGGUGGAAAUAUGUUUUCUUUUAAGGGCGCAAAGAAUAACCCGAAUAAAAUCGACGACGCUGGCAAGAUUGUGAUCCCCUUCCAGUUUGCCUGGCCGCGGACGUACACGGUGAUUUUAGAGGCCUGGGACUGGGACAACAGCACACGCAACAUUGAGGACGAGGAAGAGGAGGAGGAGCUGCUGAUCGAACGCAGCAUCCACACAGGGAUGAUCAACCCCGGCGACCAAUGGCAGAACAUCAUGCACAACGGGCCGGUGGCUCACCUCAUGUAUCGCAUCAGAGUGCGGUGUGACGAUAACUACUACAGCAACAAGUGCAACAAGCUGUGUGUUCCUCGCGACGACUACUUUGGCCACUAUCGCUGCGAGCAUUCAGGGGCCCAGGUGUGCCUGAAAGGCUGGAUGGGCUCCGACUGCAGGACAGCAAUCUGCAAGCAAUACUGCGACCUGUUACAUGGCAGCUGCUCCUUCCCCGGGGAAUGCAAGUGCAACUACGGCUGGAAGGGGCAAUUCUGUGACGAAUGUGUGCUGUACCCGGGGUGCAUCCACGGGUUCUGCAACAUGCCGUGGCAGUGCCACUGCGAGAGGAACUGGGGCGGCCUGCUGUGCGAUAAAGAUCUGAAUUACUGCGGUCGCCACCAGCCUUGUGUCAACGAGGGAAUCUGCUUGAACACCGAACCAGAUGAGUACUACUGCGACUGUCCGCAGGGAUACUCUGGCAAGACCUGUGAGAUAGCCAAACACCCCUGUGUUUCCAAUCCUUGCGUUAACGGCGGAGCAUGCCGCGUGGUUCCUGCAGGGUUCGAGUGCCAGUGUCCGCCGGGCUGGGAGGGUCUGACCUGUGCCAACAAUCUGGACAAGUGUGCCUCCGGCCCAUGUGCUCAGGGUGGAACAUGUAUCAACCUGGAGGACGACUUCAAGUGUGUGUGCCCUCCACAGUGGGAGGGAAAGACCUGCCAGAUAGAUGCAAAUGAGUGUGCAGGAAAUCCCUGUGUGAACGCAUACUCUUGCAAAAAUUUGAUUGGCGGCUAUCACUGCGACUGUUUUCGCCGAUGGUCCGGAAAAAACUGUGAAAUCAACAUCAAUGCCUGCCAUGGUCAGUGCCAGAAUGGAGCAACAUGCAAGGAGGGUCAGAGAGGUUACCACUGCCAGUGUCCUCCAGGUUUUGUGGGCUCUCUCUGUGAAAUCCAGAGGAACAGAUGUGACAGCAGACCGUGCCAGAACGGCGGCCAGUGCCACGCAGUGUUGGACAGCUUUGUGUGUCAAUGCCCACCGCAGUUUGCUGGACAGCUGUGUGAGAUCUCUGGCUGGGCUCCUUCAGACGCUUGUGAUCUAAACCCGUGUGAGAAUGAGGCCGAGUGCCACAGCAUGGAGCACGACUUCUACUGCGCGUGUCCCGAAGGCUACGAGGGAAAGACGUGCGAACGGCUCAAGGAGAACUGCCAAAACCCCCCGUGUCAAGUGAUUGACAGCUGCAUUGUUGCUGUAGCGACCAACGACUCAGCUGGAGUGCGGCACAUCUCCUCCAACGUCUGUGGUCCACGAGGACGCUGCAUCAGCCAACCGGCCGGCAACUUCACCUGCAUGUGUGAUCCGGGUUUCAGUGGCAUCUACUGCCAUGAAAAUAUUAACGACUGCAUCCAUAACCCCUGUGGAAACGGAGGGACCUGCAUCGAUGGCGUGAACUCCUUUCAGUGCGUCUGUCCUGACGGCUGGCAGGGUCGACUCUGCGACCUCAACGUCAAUGAGUGCAGACGCAACCCGUGCAAGAAUGGCGGACACUGCGUGGACCUUGUGAACGACUUCUACUGCGAGUGUGCCGACAACUGGAAGGGCAGGACCUGCCAUUCCCGCGAGAGCCAGUGUGACGCAACCACCUGCAGUAACGGAGGCACCUGCUACGACCACAGGGACGCCUUCCGCUGUGCCUGCCCACCUGGUUGGAAAGGAAACACAUGCAACACAGCCAAGAACAGCACAUGCGCCUCCAGUCCUUGUUUCAACGGUGGAACCUGCGUGGGAGGAGGAGACACCUUCACCUGCAUCUGCAAAGAGGGCUGGGAAGGCCCCACUUGUGACCAAAAUAUAAACGACUGCAACCCUCAUCCAUGUUACAAUGGCGGUAUCUGUGUGGAUGGAGUCAACUGGUUUCGGUGCGAGUGCGCUCCCGGUUUCGCCGGACGAGACUGCAGAAUCAACAUAAAUGAUUGCCAGUCUUCACCCUGUGCCUACGGCGCCACCUGCGUGGACGAGAUCAAUGGUUUCCGUUGCAUCUGUCCGCUUGGUAGAACAGGAGCCCGAUGCCAAGAGUUUAUCGGUAUUGGGAAGACUUGUCACUAUGCUGGGCUGCAGUUUCCACACGGCAGCCACUGGGAGGAAGAGUGCAACAGCUGCCAUUGCAUCAAUGGCAAAAGGGACUGUACAAAGGUGCUGUGUGGUCGUCGUCCCUGCCGGCUUCACACCUCCGGCCUGGACCAGAGACCGCAGUCCUGCCCGGCUGGACGAGAGUGUCUGGAGCACAGCUACCUCACGUGCUUCUCCCCCCCUUGCCAUCAGUGGGGGGUUUGUUCCACGGCAAAACCCUCACCUCCACAAGCAACCACCAAGUGCCAGCCAAACAACCGGCAUUUGGACAACAGCUGUGGCCGCAUAACACUCGUUUUCAACAGAGACAAAAUACCAACAGGAACAACAGUGGAGAACAUCUGCUAUGAGCUGAGGUAUCUUCCUGACACACGGCGCUUGGCAACAGACCACGCCCUUCUCCUGCUGUGUGACCUCGCUCAUUCGAAUCAGGACGCUGUAGAGGUGGCUAUAUCUUUCCAGCCGGAGGAUCUACCAGACCACAGUCUGAUCCAGGAGGCAGCCAGCGCCAUCGUGGGCACUUUGUCCAAGCAGCACAACAGCACCGUGUUGCUGGCAGUCAUUGAGGUCAAAGUGGAAACGCAGGUCAUGCCCCCCUCAGUGGAUUACCUGGUGCCACUACUAUGUGUGAUCUUCUGCUCGCUCUGCCUCUUCUGCAUCAUCGUAUGCGUUUGGUGGACGCGCAAGCGGAGAAAAGAGCGCGAGAGGAACGCACGAUCAGCCGCCGACGACAACGUGAACAACCAGUGGCAGCCGCUACGGCUCGUUGUGGGAAGUCAGCAGCAGCAGCAGCUGAAAGAAAGCAACAGGGAAGCAGAGCAGGAGCGCAAAAAGCUCAUGGGCCCCUCCUAUCGGACGUGUGAUGAUGAUGAUGAGGAGGAGGAGGAGGAGGAGGAGGGGGAGGAGGAGACUGCAGUGCAGUCCAGUGGGGGAGUGAUCUGUACCAUGCACAGCUCCAGUUCACCCCUCAAAGCGCCCCACCGGACCCCAGGCUACAGCCCCAAAGACAACCGCUGGAAAAAUGUCAGUGCCGUCUUGACCGGUCAAAAAGACCUCAGAGACCAUUGUAUAUAAGAAAUUUAAACAAAAGACUCCCAGGAAGCGAGAGAAGCUGCAAGGCAGCGACUAUUCUUAUUUUUGGACUACUUUUGGGAAGAAAAAAAGGCUUUGUGUUUUAAUAAGCCAUUCUUUAUGUUGUUUUUGUCACUGUCACCUGAAAUUAUUUUUGGAUUCAGGAGGCUAGAGCCCAGUGAACAUCCUUUUUUUUUUUGCUUCUGUUCACUUAUUUUUCUUUAAUUAUGUACAGAAGGAGCUGAAAUGUGACAAUUUUUUCAGGAGGCAAAAGAAGCUCUCAAAACAACCUGUAUAAAGACUUAUUUUUUGUUUACAGACGAUUAUGAUUUCGUUAAAUUGUCAGCGGUCUCCUGUUCAGUGUCUGUGGGGGGCAGAUACACGUUAAAGGGACAGUAGAGGAAGGGUUUUGUGGGAAACGGACUGUUGCAGCCACAGUAACAGAGGAAACCCUCCUUUUGCUCUGUCUCUUCCCGGCUUCGCCCACCGAUCCACCUGUGGCCAUCAUGCGCCAGCCUUACCGAAACACUUGGCCUGGAGGGGAGAGGGGACAGAAACCCCAGUGCCUACUAUGUGGCCUUCCAUUUUUGUUCUUCUGUCUCGCAGUUGUCUUGGCUGAAAGCUCUGUUUUGAGGAUGUUUUGCAGUAUUUGAGUUGGUAGCAAGUGCCUUUCUAAGAGCCGUGUUCGAGGCUCCAAGUCGCGCUGCCCAGUUUGUUCCUUGUUCUCAAAUCUCAAAGGGAUAUAAGUGUACAUCUAGAGAGUUCAAUUUCACAGCAACGCCAUUCAAGGUAUUUGAUCAAAACAGAAAUUAAUACUCUGUACAUACGUGUAAAUACUAAAGGAGUCGCUGUGUAUAUUUGAAAUAAGUAACUUAAAGACAAGUCACACAUUUUUAUUAUUAUUAUUAUUAUUGUUAUAAUUAUUAUGAUUAAUAUUAUUUUUAUUUUUUUUACAACGCCAUUCCUUUUAUUUAUGCCAGUUGAAAUAGGCACGUUUUAUAACACUUCAUAUCCAGAGUCCCACAGUUAAGAACCGUUACGAUGAGUUGCCACCUAUGAAGGAAUUUCUGAAGGGUUUAUAAAUGGUUAGACACGAGGACGCAUUUCUUUUUUUGUGACAGACUGUCACAUUGAGCGCUUUUUAGUUACGGCCAAUCAGCGAUGCUUCUCAACUUCAACUUUAUACCCUUACCAUAAAAUAAAUGGCCAAAAAGAUUGCUACUUCCAUUUACAAUUUUGAUGAUAAAACACUGUAUUUGUCCCGGCUAUAUGUGGUACAACAUUACUACAGCUCAAUCUUCAACUUCCUUUUUGCUCUAGAAUUCUACCAGCAUGUCAAAGUUAACUUCUUUGACUUGGUCACAUGUUUGACGUUAGAUAUUAUGGCCUGGAUAGCUUUUUUUUAGAUGCAAAUAAAUCCCAAUUCUCUUGCACUGAAUUUUUCUCUAUUGAAGGAAACCUGUAUUGGUAUUAGGAAGAAGUAUAAAUGAUUCAUCUUGUUCUUAGCAUUUCAUAAUAACAGAUUUUAUAACAUGGUCAUAUUUAAAGGGGGAAGUCAAAGAAUUUAUGAAAUAGGGGGGGAAACUUCUGAAACGCUUAAUCAGGAUUUAGUUAAAAAAAAGUGAUUUCAAAACUGUAGCUUUUGGCAGGCAGUGCUGCAAAGCUGCCAACAUUUAUAGCCUUAAAAAGUUCUCAAACCAUUUCUAAACCCAUCACAAACCCUUUUGUUUCAGGUGCCUUAAUAUAAUGAGUAAUGCAUUAUUUGUGUAUCAAUGGUCAUCUUUUUAUGUUGUUGGUUUGGUUUCACUAUUAAGGAAAGUAACUCUUUAAAACAUUGUGUGGUGUAUAGUGGCGUGUUUUAUUCGCCUGAGUAAAGUGCUCUCCUUGUGUCGCUUUGCUGUCAUGGAGAUUUCUGGAAUAAAACACUUGAUGGAUGGAAGAUUUAAAAAAAAAAAAAAAACGUCCACCGUGACUCUUUUCAGUGUCAUGUGUGGAUGUCAGUCG